This is a messenger RNA of Dichotomopilus funicola, 4533 nucleotides long. Its product is annotated as UDP-glucose:glycoprotein glucosyltransferase. The record is from RefSeq and is a predicted model, not a curated record. Bases 1 to 4533 code for a protein of 1510 amino acids. Lineage: Eukaryota; Fungi; Ascomycota; Sordariomycetes; Sordariales; Chaetomiaceae. The transcript has 2 exons. Gene Ontology annotation, molecular function: UDP-glucose:glycoprotein glucosyltransferase activity. Gene Ontology annotation, cellular component: endoplasmic reticulum.
AUGCUUCGACUCUCAAAGCUCCCGUGGGGCCUCACGGCACUGUUUCUCGCGUCAUGGCUCCCCGCAACCCACGUAGCAGGGUCUCCAUCUGUUGAUGUUUCGCUCAAGGCAGCGUUCCCUUCGGCCCCGUAUCUUGUUGAGCUACUAGAAACAGCAGCCAUCGAGAAUUCCACGGCAUACUUCGCGCUGCUCGACCGGAUCGCGAAAGGCGACUUUGCUGAAGCCGAGACAGAUAAGGCAUUAUACGAGAAGUUUAUCGAAAUUCUUCGAAAUGACGGACACAUGGAUGGGGAGGCCCUGUCGACGUUCAAGUUAGCCCUCUCGAUGCGGACGGCAGCGCCCCGUAUCGAAGCGCAUUACCAAUAUUACACGACCGCGGUUGAGCCGACGUUGCCGGGCACACAAGAUGGAUGUGACAUAUGGUUUCUUGUGGACGGGAAACAACUCUGCAGUGCCGUACUGGAUGCGGUCCAUGGAGAGGUCAAAGAGGACCCCCAAUCUCGGACGCUACCGUUCGAUCGGAAAACCGGCAGUGGUCCCCGUGAUGUCAUCCUCUAUGCGGACAUUACGGCACCAAAUUUUGGCAUUUUUCACCAGGUUGCGGCGGAAAUGGCCCGGAAUAGCGAGGGUUUGUACCGGAUCAGGUACAAGCGGAGCGCGACUCACUCAAGUCAGCCUCUGUCCGUCAAAGGCUACGGAGUUGAGCUCGCCCUAAAGCGUACCGAUUACAUCGUUAUUGAUGACCGGGAUACGAGCGACACUCAGGCACCGGUUGAUAAGGCCCAGAAACCGAUCCGGUCGACUGAGGCCGUGCUGACGGAAGAGGAGAUCACAGACAUCACGCCCCUGGAGAAAUCAGAGCUUGCAUCUCUGGGUAUGAAGGCGGCGUCGUUCAUCCUACACAGCGAGUCCCCGUUCGACACGCUCAUCAAGCUCACUCAGGACUUUCCCAAGUACUCGACCUCGCUCGCUACGCAAAACGUUUCGGCAGAAUUUCAGACAGAACAUGAGGGGAACCGUAAGGUGCUGAUUCCGGAGGGCGCUAACUUGCUAUGGAUGAACGGCCUCCAGCUGAUAGAACGGCAAAUCCAACCAUUCGGCCUGGUGGAUCUUCUCAAGCGCGAGCGCAAACUGAUCAACGGUGUGCUUGAUCUCGGCCUCAGCGGUCAGCAGGCUAUCUCAUUGCUGGGACACCCCGAGAUUGCCGACGCAAAGUCUGGUGGCGAUGAGCCGCGCCGGUUCGAUUGGCGUGAUGAGAUCGAAGAUGGCCGGGUGAUUGUCUGGAUCAACAACAUCGAGAAGGACAAGCGCUAUCAGGAGUUCUCGCCGAGUAUUUGGUCGCUGAUUCAACACUUUGGUCAUGGACUGCCCCAGAUCCGGAAGGAUCUUUUUAACCUGGUCGUGCCCGUCGACUUCACGAAGCUAGAGGAUAUCGAACUGGUCACAUCGCAUCUCACCGGUUUUGUGAAGAGGCUUAUUCCCAUCCGGUUUGGUCUUGUUCCGCUCACUCCCACCGGAGAGUCCAUCGAGCAAGCUAAGGUCGUGUACUACCUGAUUGAAACCCAUGGACUUUCCGCGGCCAUCGCUUAUCUCGAAAAGUCGGCGGAGGCGAAGAAGACGGCCAAACCCGAUGAAGGGAUAUUCAACGAAGUCGUCAAAGACCGGGCACUGCGCACUGAGUCCGUUCCUCUGGCCUUCAAGGACAUCUUCACCUCCGAGGAGCAUGAGAAACAAAUACACCUCUCCAAGCACUGGAUAGAACGUCUCCGUGCUGAUGGCGACGUCCCGUCCGUCUUCUUCGACGGCUUUGCGAUCCCCCGCGACGAAAACUGGCUGAAAGUCAUGAAUCAGAAGCUGAUGGGCGACCUUCAGGCUCUGCAGCAUGCCGCGUACUUUGGCCAGAUUAACGAUGAUACUUGGGUGCCAAGCAAGUUCUUGGAAAACUCGAUUGCGAGACGCAACACGUUAAUCUUUCCCGAAGACUCGAAGGACCUCAGGAUACUCGACGUGAAUAAGGUGUACACGGAGCACCGCGAUGCCCUCAGCAAGAUCCCAGUGGUCGAGGCCGAUGAGCAGUCCACCAAGGAGGACUGGGCUGCUCUGACCGUUGUUGCUGACUUGGACCGUGUCGAAGGCCAGAAGUUGCUUUUCUUCGCUCUUCGCUUCCGCCAGGAGAAUUCGGGCGUGCGCAUUGAUAUUGUGCAUAACCCCAAGGACCUCACUGCCUCGCCUUCCCAGCUUACUCAAGUCAUCAAAGCGAAAGAGAAUGACCUCGUCAGUGUCAACAGGCUCCUCGAUUUGGAGACUAUUCUUGAAGGCAAGGGGGCGGAUAUUGAUCGUGCCUAUGACCUUGCUCUGUUCCAGUUCCUCGCCAGCGCCAAUCUCAACGCGGGUGACAAUGCUGUCAUCCUCAACGGCCGCGUGAUCAGCCCCAUUGUAUCUGCUGAGGACUUCAAAAAGGAGGACUUUGAGCAGCUGCUCGACGCUGAACGUGCGAGCCGAAUUCUCCCAGUUUACAAAGCCGCUGAGGACUUGGGUCUAGGCGACAAGAUUUCAGGCCCCCUUGAUGCGGCCAAGCUGACCUCCGUAACGGCACUCUCUGGCAUCUCGGACCUACCGCAAGGUAUCUUUGAUUCAGCAUCUUCUUUCCGGACGGCUGCCUUCCAGGAGCUUAACUCGACCCACACCUCGUUCGAAACCGGUGACCCUUCCACGGCGACCAUCUUCUUCGUUGCGUCCAUCAAUCCCGCCAGCGAGGUCGGCCAGAAAUGGGCCCCGGUGUUGAAAGUCCUCUCCGAGCUCGAGGGCGUCCACGUCAAAGUCUUCCUCAACCCGACUGACGGUCUGAGCGAGCUUCCCGUCAAGCGAUUCUACCGCUACGUUCUCGAGUCAUCUCCUAGCUUCGAUGAGAGCGGCAAAGUCAAAGACCUCUCGGCCAACUUUGCCGGUGUCCCUCAAGAUACCCUGCUUGUUGCGGGCAUGGAUGUCCCGCCUGCCUGGCUCGUCACGUCCAAGGUCUCGGUCGACGACCUGGACAAUCUCCGCAUCAAAGACAUCAAGGCCAGGCGAGGAACCGAAAACAUCGAGGCCAUCUACGAGCUCGAAAACAUUCUAAUCGAAGGCCACUCACGCGAACUCCCAGCCGGCCAGCCGCCCCGCGGCGUGCAGCUCGUUUUGGGCACUGAAAACGACUCUCACUUUGCCGACACCAUCAUCAUGUCCAACCUCGGCUUCUUCCAGUUCAAGGCCAAUCCCGGUGUCUACAGCCUGCGGCUCAAGGAAGGUCGCAGCUCUGACAUCUUUGCCAUGGAAAGUGUUGGGGCAUUGGGUUGGAAACCAUCACCUGGUGACGACACCGCCGAGAUCGCACUCAUGGAUUUCCAAGGCACAACGCUAUACCCACGUCUGAAGCGGAACCCGGGUAUGGAAACCGAAGACGUGCUCGAGGGGUCGCAAGCUGGCUCCUCGGCUGGCAAUGGGGCCAUGGAAUUUGUCUCCAAGGGCAUCCGGUUUGCCGAGGGCCUUCUCGGGCGCGCGAAGCCGGCAGCCCCAGACGCCAAAGCACUCUCCGCCCAGCAACACGCCGAGAUCAACAUCUUCUCAGUCGCCAGCGGCCACCUUUACGAGCGCAUGCUCAACAUCAUGAUGGUCUCCGUCAUGCGGCACACCAACCACACCGUCAAGUUCUGGUUCAUCGAGCAGUUCCUCUCCCCCUCCUUCAAAGACUUCAUCCCCCACCUCGCCGCGCACUACGGCUUCUCCUACGAAAUGGUCACCUACAAAUGGCCGCACUGGCUCCGCCAACAAAAAGAAAAACAACGUGAAAUCUGGGGCUACAAGAUCCUCUUCCUCGACGUGCUCUUCCCCCUCUCCCUCGACAAAGUCAUCUUCGUCGACGCCGACCAAAUCGUCCGCACAGACAUGUACGACCUCGUCAACCUAGACCUCGACGGCGCCCCCUACGGCUUCACGCCCAUGUGCGAUUCCCGCACCGAAAUGGAAGGCUUCCGCUUCUGGAAGACGGGAUACUGGGCCAACUACCUCCGCGACAAGCCCUACCACAUCAGCGCGCUGUACGUUGUCGACCUGCACCGUUUCCGCGAGCUGGCUGCUGGCGACCGCCUCCGCCAACAGUACCACUCGCUCUCGGCCGACCCCAACUCGCUCGCGAACUUGGACCAGGACCUGCCGAAUCACAUGCAGUUCCAAAUCCCCAUCCACAGCCUGCCGCAGGAGUGGUUGUGGUGUGAGACGUGGUGUAGCGAUGAGACGCUGCGGGAGGCGCGCACCAUUGAUCUGUGUAAUAACCCGCAGACGAAGGAACCGAAGCUGGACCGGGCACGGCGCCAAGUGCCGGAGUGGACGGAGUAUGAUGAGGAGAUUGCGAAGUUGGCGAGGGAGAGGGCGGCGGGGAAGCGGCCUGGGGAUGUGACGGUUCUUGAGGGGGAGCAAGAGAGCAGCGAGCGGAACCCGAAGAGUAGGCGGUUUGAGGAAGAGGAGGUGAAGACCGCGGGUGGUAAGGAUGAGCUAUAA